Molecule: messenger RNA, 2261 nt
Organism: Galleria mellonella (greater wax moth)
Lineage: Eukaryota; Metazoa; Arthropoda; Insecta; Lepidoptera; Pyralidae
Exons: 2
Coding region: 144-2015 (623 amino acids)
Molecular function (GO): DNA binding; protein dimerization activity
Source: RefSeq, a predicted model, not a curated record
GUCAAACGUGUUCACUAUUACUCUGACUCUGGUAACGUGACUUCCUGGUAACGUGUUAGGUAGGAAAAGCAGUAAAAAAGUGCAUAUUAAGGGAGCAGAUUUGAAAUAAUAUUUAUACUUAACAAGAAAUAAUUAAAGGUUCAAUGGGGAGACCUAAAGAUUUACGCAUAUGGGAGCACUACCGUACUUUACCAAACAAGUCUGUUUCUUGCAAGCUUUGUAAUAAGGUCUACAAAUUCAGUAAUGCUGCCAAAAUGCUUCAACAUCUUAUCACUUGUCCAAAAUCUCCAGAAACAUUAAAAGACUCUAUGAAACUUAUAAAAGAUAGCUCGUCCAAAACCAAAAUGUCUGGACUGUCAGAGAUAGAGACAAAUGAUUCUUUUAUAAGCCCCUCGUCGUCUGCUAACACUACAAUAAAUGCUGAGUUUCAAGACACCGAUGAUCAUAUAAAAACAGAAUUAGCGAGAGCUAUAUUUGUAACAGGGACGCCAUUAUCGAUGGUGCAACAUCCUUUAUGGAUACAAUUUUUCGAAAAAUUGCAACCAAAAUUUAAAAUACCUUCACGUAAAGCUUUAGCGACAAAAUACUUAGAUAAAAUAUAUAGAGAAAUGCGUUUUGAGUUAAAUGAGGAACUAAAUGCUUGUAGUUACUUACACCUUCAGUGCGAUGGCUGGUCUAAUUUAAGAAAUGAAGGAAUAAUAAACUUUCUUAUAUCAAAACCUCAACCUGCAUACGUUAAAAGUUUGAAUACAGAAAGUAAUCCUCACACUAGUGAAUACCUUAGCCAAGAAGUUGAAAAAGUAAUGAAAGUGUAUGGAGCAAAUAAGUUUCUUGUACUUAUUGGCGAUAACACUAGAAAUAUACAAAAGGCAUUCGAAUUAACAAAACUCAAAUAUCCACAUGUUGUUCCUCUCGGUUGCUGUGCACAUAUCCUUAACUUGUUGUGCCAAGAUAUUGUAAAGAUACAAGAAGUAACUGUGUUUAUUAUGCAAGCCAUAAAUAUAAUAAAAACUGUUAAAAGGAGUCAACGAUUAAGUUCCUUGUUGAUAAAAUCAAGGCAGGGUGAAGAUUCUACACAAACACUAAAAUUGCCUUGUGCUACAAGAUGGGGAAGUCAUGUUACUUCGUUAAAAAGUUUGAAAGCAAAUAAGAUAGCUUUGCAAAUAUUAACAGUUAGAGAAGAUGUGGUAAUUUCAAGAGAUAUUAAAGAUUUAAUUCUAAGUGAUGAUUUCUGGACGAAGACAGGGGAAUGUAUAAGUAUUUUGGAACCAGUCACUGAAAGCAUAUUUUACUUAGAGAGCGACCAGAAUCGUUUGCAUCGCACAUACAUUACAUUUAGAGAUGUACAAGCUAAGAUACGUUUUGCAUUAAAUGAGAUUUCGACAUUGAGCGAAGAAAGCAAACAGCAGAUUCUAACAUCAGUAUCUUCAAGAUGCAAUAUGGCAAUGAGGCCAAUACAUUUUGCAGCAUAUAUUCUAGACCCCAGGACUCUAGGAGUCGAACUUACUCAAGAGGAAGAACUUAAGGGUAUGGAGUUUAUCUACAAUUUAAGCCAACACUUAAGUUUGUCAAAUGUAAUGGCAGAUUUGGCGUGUUAUAAAGCUAAAGAAAACUUUUGGGCCAGAGGAUUUGUAUGGAGCUCAUUAGAUAGCAUUGAGCCCCUAAUAUGGUGGAAAGGUAUUUGUGGUUCCACUGAGUUAAGCAAAGUAGCGAUUCGUAUUCUAUCAGCUCCCUGUACUUCGGCAGCCACUGAGCGUUCCUUUAGUAUCCAAGGCUACAUACAUAAUAACAAAAGAAAUCGACUUACAACUGAAAGAACUGAAAAAAUUUCAUUCAUUUGUUAUAACUGGAAUCUUAAACAUAAAGCUGAAUGCGAGGACAUUCAGUUUAAUGAAGAAAAUACCUUAGAAGCUUUCAUUGAGCAAGUAAAUGAACAUAACAGUUUAGACGAAAUAGAGCCUAUCGAACCUAUACAAUUCAUCGCUUGUAAUAACUCUGAAUCUGACAGUGAUUGACUGUAGUUUUACAUUUUACUUUCAUCUCUUUCUUAAUAAACUCAAAAUCAAAUUAAAAGUUUUUUAUUCUGUAGGCUGCAUAAUAAUAUUGUCUAUGUCCAGUAUAGUGGACGUCUUGCGGCUGAGAUGACGAUGAUGAAGUACAAAAUCAUAAACACCCAAAAAUUUGGGUGUUUAUGGGGUUUAAACCCAAUAAACCCAAAACACCCGGUUUUUACCCACCAGACUUUAAACCCACCCAGGUGG